Messenger RNA from Photinus pyralis (common eastern firefly), 869 nucleotides. RefSeq names its product gamma-interferon-inducible lysosomal thiol reductase-like. The record is from RefSeq and is a predicted model, not a curated record. NCBI's taxonomy places the organism in Eukaryota, Metazoa, Arthropoda, Insecta, Coleoptera, Lampyridae. Bases 139 to 750 code for a protein of 203 amino acids. Gene Ontology annotation, molecular function: oxidoreductase activity, acting on a sulfur group of donors, disulfide as acceptor. The transcript is spliced from 4 exons.
GUAGGUAGGUACCAGUUAUCGCACGAUGAUUGUUUGAGAGCACUCCAGUCCAGAGUAUUUAAAGCUUGAGAGCAUAUUUGAGUUUUACUUCUGUUGACAUUUUUCCGCCAAACGUUGACGUUGCAACAUACAGUGAUAAUGAAUUUACUCUUUUCUGUUACUUUUUUGAUUGGUGUUUUCCAUGUUUCGUGCGAAAAGCUUCAGGUGUCCGUUUAUUACGAAUCACUUUGUCCUGACAGUAUCCGGUUCAUUACUAAACAGCUCCAACCGGCUUACAAACUGAUCGGGUCCAAUUUAGAAGUGGAUCUCGUACCUUACGGAAAAGCAUCGCAAUAUCAACAAAGCGGCAAAUGGGUCUUCAAAUGUCAACACGGUCCGUCGGAAUGUCGGGGUAACAUGUUGCAAGCGUGCGGUUUAGCUACAGAUAAAAGUCAGGAUCAAAAAGUCGACUUCGUGUAUUGCGUCAUGAAACAAUGGAAUCCCAGUGGCGAUCAAGCAAUCGAACAGUGUUCUGGAAAAUUGGGACUAAAGAGCGAUGCGAUUUUCCAAUGUGCCAACAGUGCACAAGGUAGUGAUCUUUUGGCAAAGAAUGGAAAACAAACGCACGCAGUAAAGCCAAAGAUUACUUUCAUACCGACUAUUGUGUUUAAUGGCGUAUACAGUUCUGCGAACCAAAGCGGCGCGUUGAGAAAUUUCUUACAGACGGCCUGUGAUCAAUUCACCGACAAACCCAAGGGAUGCAACGCGUGAUUACCAUUAAUAUUAGGCAUUAAGUUAAGGUAUCAUUAGAAAAAUCUGCUGUACCUAUUCAAUUUGAAUUAUAUGCCUUUAAUCAAACUGGAUUUGUCGACAAUAAAUCAACAAAAACA